Messenger RNA from Phalaenopsis equestris, 1440 nucleotides. RefSeq names its product pentatricopeptide repeat-containing protein At2g15980. Gene Ontology annotation, molecular function: protein binding. The record is from RefSeq and is a predicted model, not a curated record. NCBI's taxonomy places the organism in Eukaryota, Viridiplantae, Streptophyta, Magnoliopsida, Asparagales, Orchidaceae. The transcript has a single exon. The coding region runs from base 1 to 1440 and encodes 479 amino acids.
AUGGCAAUACGAUCCCAAACCCGCCCGCAUCGCCCGCUUCCUUCCCUCUCCCUCUUCCCCUCUUUCUCCUCGUCGCCGGAAGUUCCCAGCAUUUCCGGCGACGGCGAAGGCGAAGGCACCGCCGACGACACUCUUGUUUCCGCCGCCGUCUCCAUCCUCCGUUCCCACCGCAGCCGCUCCCGCUGGAACUUCCUCAAAUCCAUCCUCCCUUCAUCCGGCAUCUCCCCCUCCGAAUCCUCCUCCAUCAUCCUCCAGCUCCGCAAUAACCCCCACCUCGCCCUCCGCUUCUUCCUCUGGACCCGCGAUUGCUCCCUCUGCAACCAUACCCUCUCCUCCUAUUCCACCAUCAUCCACAUCCUCGCCCGCUCCCGCCUCCGAUCCGCCGCGCUCUCUCUACUCCGCUCCGUCAUCCGCUCCAAUCCCAACACUCCCGCUUCCUCCCUCCUCCAAACCCUAGCCCUCACCUAUCGCCCCUGCGACUCCGCUCCCUUCGUCUUCGACCUCCUCAUCCAAGCAUAUCUCCAUUCCCACAACCUUGACCCCGCUCUCUCCGUCCUCCGCUCCCUCCGCUCACGCAGCAUCCACCCCCUCACCUCCACCGCUAACUCCCUCCUCCGAGCCGCCGCGAAGCUUCGCGGAUCCACCGCCACCCUCAGUCUCUACCGCGAGCUCGUCGAAACAUUUCGCCCUAAUUCGCAAACAUUCAACACGCUUCUCCUCUCGCUUUACCGCGACGGGAGGACGGAAUUGAACGGAGAGAUUCUAAGGGAGAUGGAUCGAUUCGAAUGCCGUCCUAACGCGUUCACCUAUAGCAUUCAAAUGGCGGGGUGCUCCGACGUAGCCGAAGCGCGGAGGUUAUGGGAAGAAAUGGCGGAGAAAGGGAUCAAACAUGACACUACUGCGUACAAUACUCUGAUAAAAGAUUACUGCGAGGCCGGUGAGGUCGAGAAGGGGGAGGAACUUUACCGUGAGAUGGUGAUGGAAGGAUUGGAAGCCACCGGGACGACGUCGGAGCUUCUAAUCAAAGGCCAUUGUCGAGCCGGCAAUGUCGAAGCAGCGAUGCUGGUGUACGAGGAGAUGAAGAGGAAGGGACUUGGGCCGGAGGCGGAGGUUGUGGAUGAGAUGCUCGAUGAAAUGUGUGAGAAGGGAAUGGUUGAUGAAGGGCUUAGGGUUUUGAGAGGUGAGAUUGGGAGGAAGGAUGGGGUUGUGAUGGGGAGUAGGAGGAGGAGCUAUAAGGCGGUAAUAAAGGGGUUUUGUGAAGCUGGAAGGAUGAAGGAGGCGAUGAAGCUGCAGGCGGAGAUGGCGGGGAAAUGGAUGGAAGCUGAUGCGGGGGUUUAUGAAGCGUUUGUUCGUGGGUAUGAGAAGGCGGGGCAGUUUGAAAUGGCUGAGAAGUUGAGAAAAGAAAUGGGCCAACUGCAGCUGGGGGAAGAAGACUGUUGA